Molecule: messenger RNA, 1954 nt
Organism: Apodemus sylvaticus (European woodmouse)
Lineage: Eukaryota; Metazoa; Chordata; Mammalia; Rodentia; Muridae
Gene: Tada3
Product: transcriptional adaptor 3
Exons: 10
Coding region: 288-1610 (440 amino acids)
Biological process (GO): regulation of transcription by RNA polymerase II
Cellular component (GO): SAGA complex
Molecular function (GO): transcription coactivator activity
Source: RefSeq, a predicted model, not a curated record
CCCGGGCUGCUUCCUAGCCCGGCACUCCUCAGACCUAGCAUUCCACCUCCCGGAGAUCCGUAGGUGGCCUUAGACCCCCACCCCCACCCCUACAGGCCACUGUGGGCUGGCCGUGUCCCCGCCCUCGCGUCAACUGCAGGGGGCCCGCCCAUAGCCAGUUCCGGAGCAGUUGCUCCGAUCGCCCUGAACUCCCCGCCCCCUCCUGCGGCCCAGGGCCUGUAGGAGGCCGCAGAGAGGAGAUUCAAGACUACUGUGGUUCAAAUUGCAUCUAGGAGGCCGGCCUAAUCAUGCAGGGCCCCACCUCCUGGGCCAUGAGUGAGCUGAAGGACUGCCCACUGCAGUUUCAUGACUUCAAGUCUGUGGACCACCUGAAGGUCUGUCCCCGCUACACGGCAGUGCUGGCCCGCUCUGAGGACGAUGGCAUUGGUAUCGAGGAGCUGGACACCCUGCAGCUGGAGCUUGAGACCCUGCUGUCCUCUGCCAGCAGGCGACUGCGUGUUCUGGAAGCUGAAACCCAGAUCCUUACUGACUGGCAGGAUAAGAAAGGUGACCGGCGAUUCCUGAAGCUAGGGCGAGACCAUGAGCUGGGUGCUCCCCCGAAACAUGGGAAGCCCAAGAAGCAGAAACUGGAAGGGAAGACAGGACACGGGCCAGGCCCUGGCCCAGGACGACCCAAAUCCAAAAACGUUCAGCCCAAGAUCCAGGAAUAUGAAUUUACUGAUGACCCCAUCGAUGUGCCUCGGAUCCCCAAGAAUGAUGCCCCCAACAGGUUCUGGGCCUCUGUGGAGCCCUACUGUGCCGACAUCACCAGUGAGGAGGUGCGGACGCUAGAGGAGCUCCUGAAGCCCCCUGAAGACGAAGCUGAGCACUAUAAGAUUCCCCCACUCGGGAAGCACUACUCCCAACGCUGGGCCCAGGAGGACCUGCUGGAGGAGCAGAAGGACGGGGCUCGGGCAGCUGCUGUGGCUGACAAGAAGAAAGGCCUCAUAGGACCGCUGACGGAACUGGACACAAAAGAUGUGGAUGCCCUGCUGAAGAAGUCUGAGGCCCAGCAUGAACAGCCAGAAGACGGGUGUCCCUUUGGUGCCCUGACACAGCGCCUGCUGCAGGCCCUAGUGGAGGAAAAUAUUAUUUCCCCUAUGGAGGACUCACCUAUUCCUGACAUGUCUGGGAAAGAGUCAGGGGCAGACGGCGCAAGCACUUCCCCCCGCAACCAGAACAAGCCUUUCAGUGUGCCGCAUACCAAGUCCCUGGAGAGCCGCAUCAAGGAGGAGCUGAUUGCCCAGGGCCUGCUGGAGUCGGAGGACCGGCCUGCUGAGGACUCGGAGGAUGAGGUCCUCGCUGAGCUGCGCAAACGGCAGGCUGAGCUGAAGGCGCUCAGCGCCCACAACCGCACCAAGAAGCACGACCUGCUGAGGCUGGCAAAGGAGGAGGUGAGCCGGCAGGAACUCAGGCAGCGGGUCCGCAUGGCAGACAAUGAGGUCAUGGAUGCCUUCCGAAAGAUCAUGGCUGCCCGGCAGAAGAAGCGCACCCCCACGAAGAAGGAGAAGGACCAGGCCUGGAAGACCCUGAAGGAGCGGGAGAGCAUCCUGAAGCUCCUAGACGGGUAGCCUUACCUGCUGCUGGCCGUCUCCCUGGCCUGGCAGAAGCCCCCUUCCUCUGAAGCCUUGACCAGAGGCUGCCUAUCAAAUGACAACAGUCUCAGGGCUGGAACACUCUCAGGCCACUCAGCUGAGCUUUGUGCAGCCAGUAUGCAAGGCCUUACUGCGCUUGCGCAGACCUAGCAUCCGCCUGAUGUCCCAGAUGAGCGGGCUUGUCCCUUGUCCCCUCCCCUCUUACCACCUCCACACCUCUCCCUCAGGACUUCUUCCUUGAGGUUUUGUAAAGUACAACUUAAGAAUAAAGUGACUGCUGUGUUUUGUUUUGUUUUUUAAAAAAAAGUUAUAAAAAACUA